ACCAAGAUGGCGCCAUCAGUUUAUGAAACUCGGAAGGACUAGUUUCUUUCUUGAUUUAUUUUUUUGUCUUAUCGCGAUUACCGAAUACUUUAAGCGGCCUUCGCACAGACGCCAUGGAUGCGGAGAAGCCAGCAAAGCUGGAGUUCGCGGUGCAGAUGACGUGCGAGGGCUGUCGAGAUCAAGUCAGAGCUGCUCUUGAACACAAAGCAGGCGUGCACUCAGUCAGUGUGGACGUCAGCGAGGGACGCGUCCUGGUGGAGACGACCCUGAGCAGCGGCGAGGUGCAGGCCCUGAUCGAAAGCACCCACCGUCGGGCCGUGCUGAAGGGCAUGGGGAGCUUAGAGGAGCGAGAUUUGGGCGCAGCUGUGGCGAUGCUGGCCGGCGAGUGGGGGCAGGUCCAAGGAGUGGUGCGCUUCCUGCAGCUGUCCGCUGAACGCUGCCUGAUCGACGGGACCGUCGACGGCUUGGAGCCCGGCGCCCACGGCCUCCACGUGCACGCGCUCGGCGACCUCACCGAGGACUGCCUCAGCUGCGGCGAGCACUACAACCCGUUUGGAAGACGCCAUGGUGGCCCACAAGAUUCUGAGCGGCAUGUUGGCGAUCUGGGAAAUAUUCUCGCCGGACCCGAUGGCAGAGCGUCGUUCAGACUGGAGGACAGUCAGCUCAAAGUACGCGCACGCACUCACGCACGUGUACAAUUUCGGAGUCUGUCUACAAUGGUGUCGGUGACCCCGCCGCAGGUCCGGGACGUGAUCGGACGGUCUCUGGUGGUGGACGCCGGGGCGGACGACCUGGGCCGCGGCGGCCAUCCGCUCUCCGAACUGACGGGAAACUCGGGCGCCAGGCUAGCGUGCGGGAUCAUCGCCAGGUCGGCGGGCCUUUUCCAGAACCCCAAGCGAGUGUGCGCCUGCGACGGGCUCACGCUGUGGGAGGAGCGAGAGCGGCCGAUCGCCGGGAAAGGGCGGAGCAACCUGUGAAAAUACAUGCAAGCCAAUAGAAAACGUCCAGUAUUUUGGGGGGAAAAGUUCCUUAAAAGAUAAAAAGUAGAAACGUACAAUCAUGUGCAAACUUCUUUUGGCCAGCGGUGCCCAAAACUUUGUGCUCAGGGGCCACAUUUGAUUUUUAAAGUGAAGAGUCAUUUAUAGUUCAGGUAAAAAAAUAAAUAAAAAAAUGGUAAAAUCUCUUAUGUAAUAUUUUUUUCCGCAUCCGCCAGUUCACAAAUGUAACCCCCGUGAAUCACUGAAAACUCACCAGUUUGCUGUUUCUGUGCCAUAUUGGUUAUGAAGUGAGUUGUGGAGAUUAUUUUGACAAAAAUUGUCCUUUGGUGCCAUUUUUUUGGGGCAUCUGCUAUAAAGGUAGUUACAGUACAGUACAAACCAAAGGUCCAACGAUUAAUCGACUUAUUUUGAUCACCGAUGAAUCAGUCAGAGGGUGGUCUCGCUUGAAAUUGUCCAACUCCUCUGAUUUCAGCCUCUCAACAGUAAAUAUUGUCCGAUUUCUGUCGUCCUCCACGAAAGCAGACUGAUUAUCUUUGUGUUUAAUUAAAAAAAAAAGAAAAAUGAUCAUGAACAUUUUUCAUUUGCGGAGCUGCGAACUGCACUUAAAGGGUACUCGCAAGGCUGGUGACUCCUGGAAAUGGUUGUCCCGUCCAUUUCCUCCUUCCUUCACAGAUAAGAACGCCACACCUAUGUAACGCUGUAGUCGUCGGAUAUGUUCAAUCUGCUGUUGUUGUUUUUUUCCCCAUUUCUCUUCUGUUCUCUUUUUGUCCCCCUGUCAUACAUUGCUCCGUGCGGCUGCAUUUCCAAUAAAUAUCAAAAUACAGAC
This is a messenger RNA of Phycodurus eques (leafy seadragon), 1824 nucleotides long. RefSeq names its product copper chaperone for superoxide dismutase-like. Gene Ontology annotation, biological process: removal of superoxide radicals. Bases 114 to 977 code for a protein of 287 amino acids. The record is from RefSeq and is a predicted model, not a curated record. Gene Ontology annotation, molecular function: copper ion binding. NCBI's taxonomy places the organism in Eukaryota, Metazoa, Chordata, Actinopteri, Syngnathiformes, Syngnathidae. The transcript has 7 exons.